Molecule: messenger RNA, 2585 nt
Organism: Misgurnus anguillicaudatus (oriental weatherfish)
Lineage: Eukaryota; Metazoa; Chordata; Actinopteri; Cypriniformes; Cobitidae
Gene: sox19b
Product: SRY-box transcription factor 19b
Biological process (GO): neuron differentiation; brain development; negative regulation of transcription by RNA polymerase II
Cellular component (GO): nucleus
Molecular function (GO): RNA polymerase II cis-regulatory region sequence-specific DNA binding; DNA-binding transcription activator activity, RNA polymerase II-specific
Source: RefSeq, a predicted model, not a curated record
AGAGACAAAUAGCUGUUAUUGAGAAGCUUUUCGCGCUCUUUUUUAACUUAAUCUUAGUCAAAACAAAGUUUCAGCGUUCUUAUCAUUCAAAGAAAUGAUUGGUUUGAUCCGUCGUGUCAUUUUUUUCUGAUUGCUGCUUUUUGGCGUCAACAAUCCCGGCUGUAAACAGACUUCACCUGCGCCGGAUUUGUUUGAUCUGAUUGGGUCGUUUGGCCACUUUUAAUUGGCUGCUUUACACGUCGAGUGGUUGGUGUAACAUGAUGUACAGCAUGAUGGAGCAUGAGUUAAAGGCUACAAGUCAACCUCAUUCGCACCAGAACAGUCCAGGAAUGUCUCAUCCAGUCAAUGCGCACGCCGGAUCCAAGACCUCUUGUCCGCAAGGCGGAGACCCUAUGGAUAAAGUCAAGCGCCCUAUGAACGCGUUUAUGGUGUGGUCCCGGGGUCAGCGAAGGAAGAUGGCUCAGGAAAAUCCCAAAAUGCACAACUCUGAGAUCAGCAAACGACUCGGGGCGGAAUGGAAACUUUUAACGGACGCGGAGAAGCGGCCUUUCAUCGAUGAGGCCAAACGAUUGCGGGCCCUGCACAUGAAAGAAUACCCCGACUACAAAUAUAAACCCCGGCGCAAGAAUAAACCUCUUCUUAAAAAAGACACUCCCAUGGGUAAAUAUCCUCUCGCGGCUGGCAACCUGCUGGGGUCCGCUGUGGCACCGGGACAAGGUGGGAGUCCGAGAAUGGACAGUUAUGGCUGGGCUCACACAGGUGGUUAUAUGGGCAUGCAGGGUGAAACAUUAGGAUACCCGCAACAACUGCACCGCUACGAGCUGUCAGCUCUUCAGUAUCCCACGGCACAGACAUUCAUGAACGGCGCCAGCCCUUACAGCCAAAUGUCUUAUAGUGGCAGUCCUCAGCAGCCCAGUCCAGUGAUGUCUAUGGUUAAACCAGAACCUCUGUCACAUUCUCCCACUGGGGCACCCAACCACCACCGUGGUCCUUUCCAAGGGGAUCUGAGGGACAUGAUUAGCAUGUAUAUUCCAGGGGGUGAUGCCAGCGACGGCUCAAACCAGAGGGUCUACCCUGGCGUCCAACAGCACUAUCUUGGUGGAACGGUUCCCCUGACUCACAUCUGAAGUUUGGAAGAACUCAUUGGACCAUCUUGACCCUUAUUGGGAUCAAUGUGCCACAGUUAGUCUGUAUGGAUUACUGAUGGACGAAUAGGACACUUCUGAUUAUUUGCUACCUCCUUGCUUUGAAUGAUCCGAAGUAUGUUGAGACUUUUAGCCAGUUUAGAUGUUUGAGUCUACUGUUUCCCACUGUUUUUGCCGAUAUCACACUUUUAACUUGUUGCUUUUUAACUUCCUAAUUUCUUAUGAAUACUACUUCACAAUUCAGCGUAAUCUUUUAAUGUUUUUCUUUUAAUCCAGGUAUUGUAGCACAGCUGUCCCCUUUGUUCUUAUUCUGAUUUUAGGUUUUCUGUUUCAUGGUAUUCCGUUUGUUCAUGCGACAGUGGGCAUUUGUGCUAAAAUCUAACUUUGGUACAGAACAGGGUAACAUAUUGGGCACUAUUAAUACAGUUUACCAUGCAGUGAUGGUUGAAAUGGCCAGUGACAUACAAACCAUGAUGACCCUGAGAAAAACGCUUUUUUUUUUUCUGUGAACCCUGAUGCUCCUUUAUGGCCAGACUUGGUAGGCAAAGGCAGUAUCUGUGUUAUGGGUCAAGUUGACCUUUUAGUGCUUAAAACCAUAAGGGAUGAGAUGCAGUAGUAUCAAAGUACUUGGGACAAUCUCAGGAUUUUCCUUGCAUGAGUCGAAGGCAAGCGACAUUCGUUCAGCUGUUGCUUUUUAGCAGAUUAGAAAUUUUGCCCAAUUUAGAACAAAGGGGGAAAAAGUAAUUUUGCUGAACUAGUAGUCGCUUAAAUUUUUCAAUUUUUGAUGACAGCUGGAACUGAUUUACCACACCAGUGUGAGCAUUCUUUCUACUUAAUGAUUUAGUCCUUACAAAGAAUUUGCACUCCUGUAAAUGGUCAAAUUUCAGCCCAAUUUACAGAUUGCUAAAUGGUGAGUUUGUCUUGCUUGGCCUCACCCUGUUAUGGGCCAAACUCAAAUGCACUGACUCUUGCUAUCAGUAAAUGCACUUGGUUAGGAUAUGAGUUUUUUUUUACAUCUGGUCUGUCUCAUUCUACUGCAGCAUUAAGUCUGCCUCUGCUUACAGUAUAAUUGACCAGAAUGUUCAAUAGAGAGCACCUGACUGAAGUUGUUUUUGUACAGUGAAUUCAUCAGUCUUCGUUCUUUGGGUUUGAUUUGAAAUUGGUAAUCUGUGCAUAUGUGGUUUCAAUGGUGGUAAAAAUACAUUUGUCUGUGUGGCAUAUUGCUGUCCUGAAGCUGCAAUUGUUUAGAUACUAAUGUUUUGGUCAGUUAAGUAAUAAUUUAAGCUCAUAAUGGAAAAAGUUUACAUUGCCAUGGAAGUGAGUUUGCAGGGUUUUUUUUAAAAGUGGUUUUAAUAUAGGUUGUAAAUACAUUUUUGUACAGUGUAUAUUUGGCUCUUAUGAGGGCCAUUUUUACGUAAAAAAUUAAAGUGAUAUCAAGAA